AUGAUUAGGUCUGUCAGAAGGGUUUUCAUUUACGUAUCAAUAUUCGUAUUGAUAAUAGUUUUGAAAAGAAUAUUAAGUGGCACAGAUCAAAUGUCAAUGAAACAGCCGGUGGUAGUCAUAGGCUCUGGGCUAGCAGGCCUAACCACGAGCAAUCGUCUGAUUAGCAAAUACAAAAUCCCCGUGGUGCUUUUGGAUAAGGCCACUUCUAUCGGUGGAAACUCUAUAAAGGCCUCUAGUGGUAUUAAUGGUGCUCACACAGACACUCAACAAAAUUUAAAGGUAAUGGACACUCCUGAAUUGUUUUUGAAGGAUACUCUGCAUUCUGCAAAGGACAAAGGAGUUCCAUCACUAAUGGACAAGUUGACUAAGGAAUCCAAGAGUGCUAUCAAGUGGUUGCAAACAGAAUUCGACUUGAAACUAGACCUCCUUGCGCAAUUGGGCGGUCACUCUGUUCCAAGGACCCAUAGAUCUUCUGGCAAAUUACCACCAGGAUUUGAAAUUGUGCAAGCACUAUCGAAAAGGCUAAAGGAUAUUUACUCCAAAGAUUCUAAUCUUGUGCAGAUUAUGCUAAACAGUAAAGUAGUCGAUAUUGAGCUGGAUAAUCAUGGUCAUGUUACUGGUGUAGUGUAUUUGGACGAAAACGGAAGCCGCCAAAUCCUGAAAUCACACCACGUCGUGUUUUGUUCAGGUGGAUUCGGUUACUCUAAGGAAAUGCUGAGAGAGUACUCACCAGAUUUAGUCCACUUGCCGACUACUAAUGGCAAGCAGACGACGGGGGAUGGACAAAAGAUUCUUUCAAAGUUAGGUGCUGAAUUGAUUGAUAUGGAUCAAGUGCAGGUACACCCGACUGGCUUUAUAGAUCCAAAUGACCGUGAAAAUAACUGGAAGUUUUUGGCUGCAGAAGCAUUGAGAGGUUUAGGUGGCAUCUUAUUGCAUCCCAUCACCGGACGAAGAUUUACAAAUGAAUUGAGCACCAGAGAUGCAGUGACUAUGGAAAUACAGUCCAAGUGCCCAAAAAAUGAUAAUAGAGCUCUUUUGAUAAUGAGCGACAAAGUCUACGAGAACUAUACAAACAAUAUGAAUUUUUACAUGUCCAAAAACUUGAUCAAGAAAUUGUCAAUUAACGACUUGAUCCAACAGUAUGACCUACAAACUACAGCUUCUGAACUAGUUAAUGAACUGAAGAGUUAUUCCGAUGUUAACACUAGGGACACGUUUGAUAGGCCAUUGAUUAUCAAUGCCUUUGAUAACGAUAUUUCGACUGAAGCAGCUCUUUAUGUUGGUGAGAUUACACCAGUUGUUCAUUUCACCAUGGGCGGUGUAAAGAUUAAUGAGAACUCUCAGGUAUUGAAGAAAAAUUCGGAAAGCGUUCUAUCCAAUGGCAUAUUUGCUGCUGGUGAAGUUUCAGGUGGCGUUCAUGGAGCCAACAGAUUGGGAGGAUCUAGUUUGUUAGAGUGUGUCGUCUUCGGCAAAACAGCUGCGGACAACAUAGCAAAAUUGUACUGA
Saccharomyces paradoxus is the source of this 1506-nucleotide messenger RNA. RefSeq names its product fumarate reductase (gene OSM1). The record is from RefSeq and is a predicted model, not a curated record. Gene Ontology annotation, molecular function: FMN binding; oxidoreductase activity. Lineage: Eukaryota; Fungi; Ascomycota; Saccharomycetes; Saccharomycetales; Saccharomycetaceae. The transcript has a single exon. The coding region runs from base 1 to 1506 and encodes 501 amino acids.